Messenger RNA from Neopsephotus bourkii (Bourke's parrot), 1402 nucleotides. RefSeq names its product transmembrane protein 269 (gene TMEM269). The record is from RefSeq and is a predicted model, not a curated record. Gene Ontology annotation, biological process: phospholipid biosynthetic process. The coding region runs from base 598 to 1386 and encodes 262 amino acids. Lineage: Eukaryota; Metazoa; Chordata; Aves; Psittaciformes; Psittacidae. Gene Ontology annotation, cellular component: membrane. Gene Ontology annotation, molecular function: phosphotransferase activity, for other substituted phosphate groups. The transcript has 6 exons.
GUUUGGAGCCGCAGAUCCCAUUGGAGAAAGCCGAGGCUGUGAUGCCGGGAAGGGAGAUUUUCCAUCGGCAGCCGUCCGGCUCUGCCCGUACCGGCAGCUCGGGUGCGGUGUCCAAAGGUCACCAGCAGCACACAGAGCCUCCAGCCCCAGCGGCAUUCCCAAAACUGGGAAUUCCUUGCAAUGAAGGAUGAAGGAUCUCACCAGCUUUGGGAGCACGGCAAAGGCAGGGGGCAAAGCCCGCUAGUAGGACAUGACCCUUAAACUCUGUCUCUAAAGCUUAGCCUAUAGGUAUAUAAGAUCCAUAGAGCUUAAACCCGGGGUUGGCGUUUAGUCUAAGCUGGGGUUUGGCUUCGUGUCGCUCCAUCCUGUUCAGUCCUGUGCUUGUUUUAACUCAUUGACCUGGUUUUCUUGUCGCCGCCGGCGUGAGGCAGGGCUUUGCCAAAACCCCACCUCGGGCUUGGUAAAGAGCUUUGGGGGGCUCUGCUUGGAGGAGGGGAGCCACCAGCACCCCCCAAAACCUCUCCUCCAGCCCCUUCCCAAGCGUUGGAAGGGGUUGGGGGGGGCACCAAGGUGGUACAUCGGGGGGGGGUUGCUCCGAUGAGUCCCUGGUUGGAAGCGGUGCCGGCUCGGCCGUCACCGCCGCCUCGGGGCCUCGCAGGUGUUUUCCAGUCCACCAAGAAGCUGUUCCUGAGCGAGCGGAAGGGAUGGGGUCGGAGCAGGGCGCUGGAAUUCAUCCGGAGGAACGCUGCCAACGGGCUCUCGGUGGCCAACCUGGUGGCCGGGCUCUCGUCCAUCCUCUGCAGCCUCAACAGGCAGCACCACCACUCCUGCUGGCUCUUGCUUGUGGGCUUCCUCCUGGAUCUGGCUGACGGUGCCGUCGCCCGGCGCCUCAACGCCUGCUCGGCACUGGGUGCCAAGCUGGAUGAUUUUGCCGAUUUCACCACGUUCGGGUUGGCCACGGCGCUGCUGCUGCAGCCGCAGGGGGUGCUGAGCGCGGCGCUGGCCCUCGCCUAUGUGCUGGCUGUGUUCACCCGCCUCUGCUUCUUCUCCAGUGGGAUCCCCUUCACCUACCGGGGAGUGCCCUGUCCCUAUGCAUCCUCCCUGCUGGCGGGCACCUUCCUGCUGUCCGGGGGCAACGCCGCCCUGCUGCAGGUCACCGCUGGCAUCAUGAUCCUCUUCAUGCUGGACCGGGGUUGCUACCCCCAUGACAAGGUGCUGGAGUCCCAGCUCUGGAAGAAAGUGGUUUAUGCUGGAGGGGUGGCUGCUGUCCUCUUCUCGCCAGCCACGGUGGCUUCCAUCUAUUGCCUCGCCUGGUCCAUGUCCUACAUCGUGUUCCCCUUUGCCAUCUGGAGCUGCAAAGCCCAACCCCUGCCUAACACCUACUAAAGCCUUCCUCCUCCUC